Molecule: messenger RNA, 1245 nt
Organism: Scomber scombrus (Atlantic mackerel)
Lineage: Eukaryota; Metazoa; Chordata; Actinopteri; Scombriformes; Scombridae
Exons: 7
Coding region: 1-1245 (414 amino acids)
Biological process (GO): cell surface receptor signaling pathway
Molecular function (GO): transmembrane signaling receptor activity
Source: RefSeq, a predicted model, not a curated record
AUGCUUAGAUGUGAGAUCCACGACGGAGACACAGAGUGGGUGUAUGAAUGGAAGAGUCCACAUGACACAUUUCCAAAUAACAGUGAAUACAGGAUUAGCAAAGCUUCUUCACACCACAGUGGAAACUACAGCUGUAGAGGCAAAAUGAGAAAUGCCCAACACAUUUCAACAGAGUGGAGUGCUAACAUGACAGUGACAGUGUCUAAUUAUCCACCAGCACCUGUCCUCACUGUGUCCUCAUCAUGGCUGAGUCCUGGAGACUCAGUGACUCUGAGCUGUGAGGUUGAACAUCCAUCUGCAGGAUGGAGGUUUUACUGGUAUAAGGCUGUUCCCGAACAACUAGAGGACUCCUACAUCUAUGAGCUGCUACCUGGUAGCAUCAAAGGGACUGAAAAGGAUUCCUACAUCAUUCAUGGGCCGACACACACAGCAGGAUAUACGUGUAGAGCUGGAAGAGGAGACCCAGUGUAUUACACUAGAUACAGCAAACCUGGGUUUGUCUGGUCUGGAGAUGUUCAUUCAGCAGUGACUCUCAAAGUGAGUCCUGACAGAGUGCAGCACUUCUUCUCUGACUCUGUCUCACUGAGCUGUGAAGGAAACUUUACUAAGUGGAGAGUGAAGAGCUUUCCUGAGGGCAGCUACUUCCUAUUCAGGACAGACUGUUCUGACUGGAGGUCCAAGACUGGAUCCACAUGCAGCAUCUACAGAUUACGGCAGAGACAUACAGUGUUCUGGUGUGAGUCUGGAUCAGGAGAGUUCAGCAAUGCAGUCAACAUCACUAGACAGAAUAUUAUCCUGGUGAGCCCUGUGCAUCCUGUGACUGAGGGAGAUUCUGUUAUUCUUAGCUGCAAACUGAGGACAGGAGAAUUACUUUCCAAUGUGUUUUUCUAUCAAAAUGACGAACUUAUCCAAAAUGAUACCAGAGGAGAGCUGAAUAUCUCUGCAGUGUCAAAGUCAGACGAAGGCUUCUACAAGUGUGAAUACUCAGGAAAUGAAUCACCACAGAGUUGGAUGUCAGUUCAGGUGUCCAGGCCUGAAGACUCUUCAUCUCUUAGACCAUUAAUUGUUGGACCGGUUUGUGGAGUAUUUAUUAUUGUUUUGCUCCUGUUGUAUUUCUACAGUCGAUCCAAAGGUGAUGUUUGUGUCUAUGAAUCAAUCAGAGGCUCUGAAGACCCUGAAAACGAUGUUUAUGUCAACUCUGGAGCACAAAGUCAGAAUCUGAAACGAACCAAUCAGCAACAUUGA